Zophobas morio is the source of this 1859-nucleotide messenger RNA. RefSeq names its product UDP-glycosyltransferase UGT5-like. The record is from RefSeq and is a predicted model, not a curated record. The transcript has 4 exons. Gene Ontology annotation, molecular function: UDP-glycosyltransferase activity. NCBI's taxonomy places the organism in Eukaryota, Metazoa, Arthropoda, Insecta, Coleoptera, Tenebrionidae. The coding region runs from base 289 to 1833 and encodes 514 amino acids.
UUAAAAGUUAUUCUUUGUCUCCUGUAGGUUACUUGAAAAUACGAUAGAUAAAUUUUGUUAAGUAAUACAUUAUGUGUUUUUAUAAAAAAAAUGCUCCGAUAAAAUUUGACUUAUUAGUCACGUUACAUCCUACACGAAGUAACGAUGUGACCGUUACGUCACAUACAACAAACAUUUUUAUAGAUAAGAUUCAUGCAAUCUGUGAUUAAAUUACGACAACACGAACACUUUGACAGAUUUGUAAGCAGAACGGAAUAAUAACGUGCUCCGCUCCAAAAGACAUACUUAAUGAAAUUAUUGUUAUUUAUUUGGUUAAUAUUUAUUUUCGAUAAAAUCGAAACUUCUAAAAUAUUAGUGGUGGCUCCGAUGCCUACGCAUAGCCACUUUACCGUAGCCUUCAGGCUUGCCAAAGAACUAGCCGAUAGAGGUCAUGUUGUCACCGCUAUAACCCCUUACCCCCAAAAGAUACCCAUCAAAAAUUAUAAAGAUGUUCCAGUGAUAGAAAACAUUGAAGUCAUGGCAGAAGAAAAGAAGGCAUUUUUUGAAAAGAACAAGCGUAAAAUGACCGAAAAUAUUAUGUCGUUGUUCAAAAUGACGUUCCUAUUAACUCAGUCCACACUAGCAAACGGAAAUGUACGAACACUGAUGAAUUCUAAAGAGCAUUUCGAUGUAAUAAUCGUGGAGCACUUCUUAAACGAAGCGAUCGUGGGACUUGGGCAUCACUUCAAAGCGCCCGUGAUACUCUUAUCCUCUGUUAUUUCGAGUGUAAUGAAUAACUACAUCUUCGCCAACCCCGCUCCGGUGUCAUAUGUUCCCAGUAAAGGAGGCAUGCUCACGAAACACAUGAGCUUCUGGCAGCGAGUCCAAAACUUAUUUAUGACCGGCAUUUUUAAUCUCAUAAUGGAAUUUCAUCAUUUACCCAGUCAACGUGAAAUUUUUAAGAAAUACGUCAGCGCCGGUGUUGAGCUGGAUGAUGUUCUGUACAACGUCAGUUUGAUGCUUACAAAUUCCCACGUUAGCGUAUCUGACGCCGUUCCUCUUGUGCCAGGCAUAAAGGAAAUUGGGGGUUAUCACAUCAUGCCGCCUCAAAAAUUACCUGAUGAUUUACAAAAUUACCUCGAUAACGCCCACGACGGCUUCAUACUUUUCUCAAUGGGUUCAACACUACAAAGUAAAGACCUAAAACCGUGGAUGAUCGAUGCCAUCCUUAGAGCUUUUGCAAAAAUCAAACAGAAAAUCUUGUGGAAAUUUGAAGAGGAUUUGAAUCAACUACCGGAAAACGUUAAAGUAAUGAAGUGGGUGCCGCAACAGGACGUUUUAGCUCAUCCAAAUGUUCGAGCAUUCAUAACACACGGAGGGUUUUUAAGCUGCACGGAAAGCGUGUAUUAUGGAGUGCCCAUAAUUGGUAUUCCAGUGUUUGGGGACCAAAAAUAUAACAUCGCAGCAGCUGUCAGUAAUGGUUAUGCCGUCAAGAUAGAUGUAAGCGAACUGAGAGAGCAAAAACUCACUUGGGCCUUAAACGAGGUUUUAAAUAAUGCCAGAUAUCGAGAAAACUCACAGAGACGUUCAAGAUUAAUGCACGAUCAACCCUUAAAACCAAUCGAUGCGGCUGUCUACUGGGUGGAGCAUGUAAUUCGUCAUAGAGGAACACCUCAUUUCAAAUCUGCCGGAUUAAAUGUGAAAUGGUACCAAAGAGAAAUGGUGGAUAUUUUUCUUUUUCUUCAUGUAAUGGUUACUGUUAUGCUGUUGGUGUUUUAUACAACCGUUAAAAAUGUAUUAAAUUUGAUUGACAAGAAAAAAGCCAAUGCGGUAGUACGGAAGAACAAUGAAUAGAUGUCAGACGGAUAUUAACCUAACAA